This is a messenger RNA of Camellia sinensis, 1245 nucleotides long. Its product is annotated as eukaryotic translation initiation factor 6-2. Gene Ontology annotation, molecular function: ribosome binding. Lineage: Eukaryota; Viridiplantae; Streptophyta; Magnoliopsida; Ericales; Theaceae. Gene Ontology annotation, biological process: cytosolic ribosome assembly. The record is from RefSeq and is a predicted model, not a curated record.
AAAAACACUCCUCAAACAAAUAUCAGGAUUAGCUUUUUGGGCCCACGGCGGCUAAUAACUGGUGUCAGUCGGCGAGAUCCAUAAAUAUCAAAACCAGCCCCUUUAUCCGUUUGUCAGUAAAACCCUAACGCUUCCAAAACCCUAAACCGGACAUAUAUCCAUUGGUGAAAUACAAGGUGAAGCUCUCAAUCACAACUCUCUCUCAGCACAACAAUAUCUCCCAGAUCCUGUAAUUCUGACUUCCAUCUUCGUUCUGUUCCUUUUCUUCUCAUCAUCAUGGCAACUAGAAUUCAAUUUGAGAACUCAUGUGAUAUUGGGGUGUUCUCCAAGCUGACCAAUGCGUACUGUUUGGUUGCUAUUGGGGGUUCAGAAAAUUUCUACAGUACGUUUGAGGCUGAGUUAGCAGAUGCCAUACCUGUUGUUAAAACCUCCAUUGGUGGCACACGGAUAAUUGGACGGCUCUGUAUUGGAAACAAAAAUGGGCUUCUCUUGCCUCAUACCACAACCGACCAAGAACUUCAACACCUGAGAAACAGUCUGCCAGAUCAGGUUGUUGUUCAGCGCAUUGAAGAGAGGCUAUCUGCUCUUGGGAAUUGCAUAGCAUGCAAUGAUUAUGUUGCUCUAACACAUACUGAUCUUGACAAGGAAACAGAGGAGAUGAUUGCAGAUGUUCUUGGGGUAGAAGUUUUUAGGCAGACAAUUGCUGGUAAUACUCUUGUGGGCAGCUUCUGUGCCUUCUCCAAUAAAGGUGGCCUGGUCCAUCCUCAUACGUCCAUUGAAGACUUGGAUGAACUUUCAACCCUCCUUCAGGUCCCUUUGGUGGCAGGGACUGUGAACCGUGGUAGUGAAGUGAUCGCUGCUGGCUUGACUGUAAAUGACUGGACAGCAUUCUGUGGAUCAGACACUACAGCAACAGAAUUGUCCGUUAUUGAGAGCGUCUUCAAGUUGAGAGAAGCACAACCUACUGCCAUUGUUGAUGAGAUGAGGAAAUCAUUGAUCGACAGCUAUGUUUGAGUCAUUGAUUCUUGGUCAUAUUAUAAUUCAAUGUAUCAACAGCAUUGGCCUUGUUUCAUAGAGCUGCAACACUUGCCCUUAAAUUGUUGAUGAUGUGUUUUUUAUUAGUUUAUUUUGGCAUGAGAAAUGAGUAUUGAAGUGCUCAUUUCUUUUGCUAUAUCACAACUUAUAUUGCCUAAGUAUUUAUUAUUAUGAAUCUUUUUUAUACCGAGGGGGUUGUCAGUUCUGAAA